AUGUUGAGUCCUCCUCAGAAUCCUCAGAGCUCCUGCUCCUGCUCCUUCUCCUCCAUGUUAUGGAGCACAUCAGAUGAAGGCUUCAGCAGCCAAGAAGAGGAGGAUACAAGCUCCCCGCAGACCUCAACAGAUACUGAAUCCUUGCCCAGGGACUGGCUAGAUCAGAAGGUGAUGGAUUUAGUGCAUUUCAUGAUCCUCAAGUAUCGAUUGAAAGAGCCCAUCACAAAGGCAGAAAUGCUGAAGAUUGUCAUCAAAAGGUACAAGAAACGAUUUUCUCUGAUCUUCAAGAAAGCUUCUAAGUGCUUGGAGGUGAUCUCUGGCCUUGACGUGAAGGAAGUGGACCCCACCAUCCACUCCUAUGUCCUUGUCAACUCACUGGACCUCACCCAUGAUGAGAUGCUUAGUGACAACCAGAGCAUGCCUAAAAACGGCCUCCUGUUAAUCAUCCUGGGUGUGAUCUUCAUAGAGGGCAACUGUGCCCCUGAGGAAGACAUCUGGGAUAUCCUGAAUACGAUGGGAGUGUAUGCUGGGAGGGAGCACUUCAUUUAUGGGGAGCCCAGGAAGCUCAUUACCAGAGAUUGGGUGCAAGAGAAUUACCUGGAGUACCGGCAGGUGCGUAAUAGUGAUCCUGCACGCUAUGAAUUCGUGUGGGGUCCAAGGGCCCAUGCUGAAACCAGCAAGGUGAAAGUUCUGGAAUUUUUGGCCAAGAUCAAAGGGACUGACCCCAUUUCCUUCUCCUGCUGGUAUGAGAAGGCUUUAAGAGAUGAGGAAGAGAGAGCCCGGGCCACAAUUGGCCCCGUGGAUAGUCCUACUGCCAUGUUCAUUGCGCAGCGUUGGUCAGCAGCUUCUCCUGCCCCAACUGAAGAAUGAACCCAAAUCUUCACUCUCUUUGAAAAGGGCAGUCAAAGUUCUAAGUA
This is a messenger RNA of Ceratotherium simum simum (southern white rhinoceros), 917 nucleotides long. The record is from RefSeq and is a predicted model, not a curated record. Lineage: Eukaryota; Metazoa; Chordata; Mammalia; Perissodactyla; Rhinocerotidae.